This is a messenger RNA of Drosophila innubila, 1482 nucleotides long. RefSeq lists its product as uncharacterized. Lineage: Eukaryota; Metazoa; Arthropoda; Insecta; Diptera; Drosophilidae. The record is from RefSeq and is a predicted model, not a curated record. The coding region runs from base 160 to 966 and encodes 268 amino acids. The transcript has 2 exons.
AAAGUGCUCGACUAAAGCACACGUUUUACUUUUCUAUUAAACAAUUUUAUUUUGAAUAUUUGGCCAAGCUUAUUGUAAAAAUCGUAGCAAGUGAUAAUUGUAAAUAAAUAUAUAUAAAAAAAUACAAAAAAAAAGUAUAUAAAAAUAAAAACGUAAGAAAUGCCAGAAAUACGGAAACAACAUACUCCUGUCAAUGGCACGGACCAGACACAGAACCAGAAAUUAUCCAAAUCGGGGUCUUUAACUCCGCAGGAGAAGCGCAUCGGUCUCAUAACUGCAAUGGGCCAGUUUAGGCCCAAGAAUGCCACGCCCAUACAGUUCUACAACUUUGUGCGGGAAUUCUGCAUUAUGCACAAUUGCAGCAUUGACGAGGCCAUGGAAAGAGCGCCGGUGUCCUGGACAAAGCUUAGCAAGGACCAAAGGGAGCUAUACAAUUCGGAGAUGCAUGCUGCUCUACCCAUUCCAGUACCCAGGCAUCUAGUCUAUCGCGCUUUCCAAAUGGAGCGUGCCGGACGCUGGAAGCUUAGCUCCGUGCCGGCUGGAAAAGGCGGAUCCAUCAUGUACUCCGUGGAGUCAUAUGCGCCACCAACGAAACCCACUCGGAUGCAGUCACGCAUCCGAUCGCAGCAGCCGCGUUUCGACAAUCUGGCCGAAUCGUCGCCCUGUUACCUCGAAUCCUCUCCCAGACACCAUCUGCCCAAGAAGCCGAGAACUUUGACGCCGCCAGAGCAAAGAGCGCAACGAGCACAGAAAGAGAAGAGCACAGGCUCGCACUCUCUCACACGCAUACUGUCCGCGGUGAGUGCGAAAGGGAACAACGAUGGGAUCAACGGGAAGAAGCCCGUUAAAUGCAAGAGCAACAAAAAGCUGAUAGGCAGCGAUAAGAAGUUGCCAGCAAAGCAGACAUCAUCAAAAAUGGAACUCAAGAGAAAGCAUCCAAAUAAGAAAUACAAAAAGAAACUCUAGAAAUUAUUUCUAAAUGUAUUACUCAAGUGAUAUAGCAUCCAGCAUCUUAUACCCCAUAGUUAAGACGUGACAAACACAUUAUAUAUAUAUGUAUGCAUAUAUCGGCUAACAUAUUUACAACAACAUGUACAGGCAUAGACGAAUACACACACACACACACACACACACACACACACGAGCACAUUUACAUAAAUAUAUAGACAGAUACCGAGACAGACAAACAGACCACAAUACACGAAAUUUCAAGUACACAUGCACUCACACAUACAAAAACAUAUAAAUAUAUAUAUAUACAUAUUUCACACUUAUUGUCACAUAUACAAAAAGAAGAGGAAUGCUACUUGCUGCUGCCCCCCCUCCCUUCCCCUACCCCAUCUGGAUUUGAACACAAACUGCACUCAAAUAGCAAUCAAACAAACAGUCAAUUAAUCAAUUAAUCAAGUAAUCACAUAUUAUGUGCAAUUGUAUUCAUUAAGUAUUUCUGAAUAUUAAAUGUAUGUACCCAAUUAAUUAUAC